UGUCGGAUAUCUGACCGCUCUCUGCAUGUGUGAAUGUCACAUGGAUAAAGAAAAGUUAAAUAUGGAUCACAGUGAAGAAACACCUGGAAAAUCGGUCGACAUUUAUCGUGACACAUGGGUCCGCUUUCUAGGCUAUGCUAAUGAAGUCGGGGAGUCCUUUCGGGCUCUGGUUCCAGUGAGUUUGGUGUGGGCCACCUAUGGUGUGUCCACUGCGUAUGUUACUGCUGAUGCAGUGGACAAAGGGAGGAAAGCUGCUGUGGCCCACGGGGACAACCCAGGGAGGACAACACGGGUAGCCGUUGCAGUGGUGGACACGUUUGUGUGGCAAGCCCUGGCCUCUGUGAUCAUCCCGGGCUUCACCAUCAACCGUGUGUGUGCUGCGUCACUCUACCUGCUGGGCAGGACCACCAAGUUGCCUCUCCCUGUUCGCAAAUGGACCACAACAGCAAUAGGCCUCUCUGCCAUCCCCUUCAUUAUCACUCCCAUAGACAGGUCGGUGGAUUUCCUGCUCGACUCGAGCCUCCGGAAGCUGUACGAAGCAGGAGAGAAACACGAAUAAGGACAGAAGGUCCCUGCUGGGGACCGUCUGGACUCAUUAUCAGUGCCAUUGUGUAAACGAGGCGUUCAUGGAGCACACUUUGAUCAUUCAUCAAUAUAUAUAAUAAAAUAGUUUUAGUACAGAG
Messenger RNA from Nematolebias whitei (Rio pearlfish), 683 nucleotides. It is a transcript of the gene mtfp1, whose product is annotated as mitochondrial fission process 1. Gene Ontology annotation, cellular component: mitochondrion. Gene Ontology annotation, biological process: mitochondrial fission. The coding region runs from base 26 to 559 and encodes 177 amino acids. The record is from RefSeq and is a predicted model, not a curated record. NCBI's taxonomy places the organism in Eukaryota, Metazoa, Chordata, Actinopteri, Cyprinodontiformes, Rivulidae. The transcript has 4 exons.